Messenger RNA from Parathielavia appendiculata, 1923 nucleotides. RefSeq names its product Pkinase-domain-containing protein. The transcript has 4 exons. Bases 1 to 1923 code for a protein of 640 amino acids. Gene Ontology annotation, cellular component: cytoplasm; nucleus. NCBI's taxonomy places the organism in Eukaryota, Fungi, Ascomycota, Sordariomycetes, Sordariales, Chaetomiaceae. Gene Ontology annotation, molecular function: ATP binding; protein serine/threonine kinase activity. The record is from RefSeq and is a predicted model, not a curated record. Gene Ontology annotation, biological process: protein phosphorylation.
AUGUCGUGGAAACUCACCAAGAAACUCAAAGAGACCCAUUUGGGUCCCCUGACGAGCACAUUCUCCCGAUCCCCGUCAACAUCGACCAUCACAGAGAAGGAGGACAAGAGCCAGGGGCCCAUCUCUGGAACAGCGACUCCUACAAACGAGAGCACGAUUGCGGCCUCCGAAGCCCUCUCCCAAGCACCCGUUGUCAAGACACCCAAACCGGGCAUCCUCGUUAUUACCCUCCACGAAGGCCAAGGAUUCUCCCUCCCUGAGCAACACCGAAAUGCCUUCGCAUCGUCCCAUUCCGGUAGUUCUCUUUCUACGGGGAACGCCCUCAGCAUGGCGGGCUCUACUCGCCCCUCAUCCUCGUCUCGAACACCGGGAUUUAUGGGCAAUCGCCCCCAGACUUCGGGCGGAUUCAGCGGCAUCCCUACGAACCACGGCCGCAUCCCCACCAAGUAUAUGCCCUAUGCCCUGAUUGAUUUCGACAAAGUACAGGUCUUUGUCAACUCGGUCGAAGGCACCCCCGAGAACCCGCUCUGGGCCGGGUCCAACACACAAUAUAAGUUCGACGUUUCCCGCGUCACCGAGCUGGUCGUGCAUCUCUACAUGCGAAAUCCCAAUGCCCCACCGGGGUCCGGCCGCAGCCAAGACAUCUUUCUCGGCGUUGUUCGCAUCAACCCCCGGUUCGAGGAGAGACAGCCAUUCGUCGAAGAUCCCAAAGCCAGCAAGAAGGACCGUGAGAAGGCUGCCGCCGAACACGCCAGCCGGGAGCGCGCCCUGGGCCAUAGUGGUGUCGAGUGGGUCGACGUUCAGUACGGCACGGGCAAGCUCAAAAUUGGCGUCGAGUACGUCGAGAACCGGGCUGGCAAGCUAAAGAUUGAGGACUUUGAGCUGCUCAAGGUGGUUGGGAAGGGCAGUUUUGGCAAGGUCAUGCAGGUGCGCAAGAAGGACACGAACCGAAUUUACGCGCUCAAGACCAUCCGGAAAGCCCACAUCAUCUCGAGGUCCGAAGUGGCACACACUCUGGCGGAGCGGUCCGUGCUGGCCCAGAUCAACAACCCCUUCAUUGUGCCGCUUAAAUUCACCUUCCAGAGCCCAGAAAAGCUUUACUUUGUUCUGGCCUUUGUCAACGGCGGCGAGCUCUUUCACCACCUUCAAAAGGAGCAGCGAUUCGAUGUGAACCGCAGUAGGUUCUACACGGCCGAGCUGCUCUGCGCCCUCGAAUGCCUCCAUGGCUUCAACGUCAUCUACCGCGACCUGAAGCCCGAGAACAUCCUGCUCGACUACCAGGGCCACAUCGCCCUCUGCGACUUUGGUCUCUGCAAGCUCGACAUGAAGGACGAGGACCGCACCAACACGUUCUGCGGGACGCCCGAGUACCUGGCGCCGGAGCUGCUGAUGGGCAAUGGUUACAAUAAGACGGUCGACUGGUGGACGCUGGGCGUGCUGCUCUAUGAGAUGCUGACCGGCCUCCCGCCAUUCUACGACGAGAACACUAACGAGAUGUAUCGCAAGAUUCUCAGCGAGCCACUGCACUUCCCCGGUCACGAAAUUGUGCCGCCAGCAGCCAAGGACCUGUUGACGAAGCUGCUGAACCGCGACCCGCAGCAGCGUUUAGGGGCCAACGGGUCUGCAGAGAUUAAGGCGCACCCCUUCUUCCAUGCCAUCGACUGGCGGAAGCUCUUGCAGCGCAAGUAUGAGCCUGCGUUCAAACCGAGCGUGGCUGAUGCGCUCGACACGGCCAAUUUUGACCCCGAAUUCACCUCGGAGCCGCCACAAGACUCAUACGUCGAGGGGCCCAUGCUGUCCGAGACGCUGCAGAACCAGUUCACCGGGUUCAGCUACAACCGUCCUAUCGCAGGCCUCGGAGACGCUGGCGGCAGCGUGCGAGACCCGUCAUUCGUGGGCAGCAUUCAAGGCAGCCUGAGAUGA